Leptopilina boulardi is the source of this 1897-nucleotide messenger RNA. It is a transcript of the gene eIF5, whose product is annotated as eukaryotic translation initiation factor 5. Gene Ontology annotation, molecular function: GDP-dissociation inhibitor activity; translation initiation factor activity; eukaryotic initiation factor eIF2 binding. NCBI's taxonomy places the organism in Eukaryota, Metazoa, Arthropoda, Insecta, Hymenoptera, Figitidae. Gene Ontology annotation, biological process: translational initiation; formation of cytoplasmic translation initiation complex; formation of translation preinitiation complex. Gene Ontology annotation, cellular component: cytosol. The coding region runs from base 2 to 1330 and encodes 442 amino acids. The transcript is spliced from 4 exons. The record is from RefSeq and is a predicted model, not a curated record.
GAUGGGUAGCCUCAAUGUUAAUCGCAAUGUUAGCGAUGCUUUCUAUCGCUAUAAAAUGCCCAGAAUUCAAGCCAAAGUCGAGGGCAAAGGAAAUGGCAUAAAAACUGUCAUUGUUAAUAUGGUUGAAGUGGCGAAAGCCAUUGGUAGACCGGCCACUUAUCCGACCAAAUACUUUGGAUGUGAACUCGGUGCACAAACUCAGUUUGACUUUAAGAAUGAGAGAUUUAUCGUUAAUGGUUCGCAUGAUGCGACCAAAUUGCAAGAUCUACUCGAUGGUUUUAUUCGAAAAUAUGUCCUAUGUCCAUCUUGUGACAAUCCUGAGACUGAACUUUUGGUUAGCGCAAAGAAAGGCACCAUCUCACAGGGCUGUAAAGCAUGCGGUCAUCAUGGAUUACUCGAGACAAAUCACAAGCUCAACACUUAUAUUCUGAAAAAUCCUCCUAGUUUGAAUCCUGCAGCUCAAGGCAGUUCACUCACUGAGGGUAAACGUGGCAAACGUUCCAAGAAAAAUGGUGACGUAAAUGGCGAUCGUCCUCCAUCACCUGAAAAUGAAACAAAUACAACGGACAUUGUUGUGGAGGCACCAGUGAAAAUGGCAAGCGAAGAUGACGAUUAUUCAAAUUGGGCGGUGGAUGUUUCCGAGGAGGCAGUACGUGCACGUUUACAAGAUUUAACCGAUGGCGCAAAAGGUAUGACCAUAAGUGAUGAUCUCGAAAAGACUGAAAAGGAACGUAUGGAUAUAUUUUAUAAAUUGGUGAAAUGUCGUCGUGACGCUGGUCAAUUGGAUAAUCCAAAGGAACUUGUGUCUGAGGCUGAACGUCUUGAAAUAAAGACAAAAGCACCAUUGGUACUUGCAGAAUUACUUUUCGAUCAGGGUAUUGCUGCUCAAAUAAAAAAACAUCGCUUAUUAUUGCUUCGCUUUACACAUGGCGAUACAAAGGCACAAAAAUAUCUUCUUAGAGGAAUCGAACAGAUUAUUGCUUUACAUAAGGAUGUAUUGAUGCCGAAGGUGCCUGGAAUUUUUAAACUGUUUUAUGAUUCUGAUAUCUUGGAGGAAAAAGCUUUCUUGGAGUGGGAGAGUAAAGUCAGCAAGAAGAAUGUUUCAAAGGACUUGUCACAGGAAAUUCAUGAUAAGGCUGCGCCGUUUAUCACUUGGUUGAAAGAAGCUGAGGAAGAAGAAUCCGAGUCAGAUGAAGAAGACGAUGAUCUAGAGAUUGAGUACGACGAUAGAGCAAAACAGCCUCUGAAACAGCAACAACAGCAAACUGUAAAGCCGCCCGUUCAAAAUGACUCCGACGGGGGAGAAGAUUUAGACAUCGAUAACAUUUAAAAGAAAAAAAAAAAAAAGGAAAUUUAUCUAUAAUCAGCAACACAAAAAACCAGAUCACUAUUAUGACGACCAUGAUCAUUUUUAAUAGGAUAAAAAGGAAUCACAAUAAGCUGACAGUUAAUGUAGAUUUUUCUUAUAUUAAAUCGUAAACCGAUAAUCGUUUGAAACGCCAUCGGUCUUACACGCAAUACAUACAUAUUCAAAACAAAAGGAAAAAAAAAAAAUUUUUAAACUAUAUCCAAUUUUAGCAAGCCUCUUGUACGGUGAUAUUUUUAAUUACAUUUUUAUCUUUAUUUUUUUUGUGAAUUCUUGAUUCUUUUUUUUUUAUAAUGAAUUAAUUAUUUUCAAAUGAUUAAUAAAUGUUUCUUUUUCCCUUAUUCUUCUUCUCCUCCCCCGUGUCCACUAUUCCCAGUUUCUUUAAUCUAGGCAAAAUAUCCCUUUUCUUCAAAAUAUUGUUAUAGUAUUUUUUUUCUUUUUCUUUUGAAAAGGUGGCCUGCUAAAAGCGUUCUCUAUUGUAUCUAUUUACUAUUCUAAUGAUAAUUCAAUAAAAUAUGGUUUAUCACAUUA